Molecule: messenger RNA, 638 nt
Organism: Arabidopsis arenosa
Lineage: Eukaryota; Viridiplantae; Streptophyta; Magnoliopsida; Brassicales; Brassicaceae
Source: the annotation of a GenBank genome assembly
AACCUAACAAAACAGAGAGCAAUGAAGAAAAUUGUGUUAAAGCUGGAUUUGCAUGAUGAUAAGGCAAAACAAAAGGCCCUCAAAACUGUUUCUACUCUCCCAGGAAUCGAUUCCAUUGCAAUGGACAUGAAGGAGAAGAAAUUAACGGUGAUCGGAACUGUCGAUCCGGUAAAUGUAGUAAGUAAGCUAAGAAAGUAUUGGCCGAUGACGGAUAUCAUACUAGUGGGACCUGCUAAAGAACCGGAAAAGGAGAAGAAGGAGGAGCCGAAGAAGGAAGGUGGUGGUGAGCCGCCGAAGAAAGAAGGAGAAGCUCCAAAAGAAGAAGGGAAAAAGGAAGGAGAAGCGCCGAAGAAGGAAGAAGAGAAGAAAGAAGGUGGCGAUAAGAAGGAAGGAGAGAAGAAAGAUCAACCACAACCGCAGCCGCAACCAGUUGUACCGCCACCGGAUCAUGUGUUGGAACUUGUAAAGGCGUAUAAAGCAUAUAAUCCUCACCUAACAACGUAUUACUACGCCCAAAGCAUCGAAGAAAACCCUAAUGCUUGCGUUAUAUGUUGAAAAAUCUAUAACAUAAUAUAUUUUGGUGAAAAGAUGGGCCGAUCUAUAGUGAGGAUGAAGAAUAAGAAACACAGGAUGUAUCU